GACAGCUGGGAUAUGUGACGUUAAAGAAGACCGUCAAGCGGACACUUCGAAUGAACAUCCAAUCAUAGAAGUCAAGACAGAGCCUUAUGACGUGGCCGUCUUGACAGAACAGGACCAGAUGGGACACAACUGUGAUUCAAGAUCAGAAGCAGCAAGAGAGAGUCCCACUACUCCUCCAUCGGAUGCUCAGAUGGGAGAGACGGGUAUUGGGUGCGACAUCUGUUCCUCUGUUCCUGGGUUCUCAUGGUCUGGGAGUGACGAGAACCACGUGUCGAAGCAUACAGACGAGAAGCCAUGCAAGUCCAAUCUCUGUUCUGCACAGUUCCGGCGGAGCACGAGCCCAUGGUGUCACAAGCGAGCACAUACGGGCAAGAAGCCGCACAAGAGUGAUCUCCGCCUUGCGGAGUUCAGCCAGAUUGCGCACCUGCAGCUGCAGAAACGAGCACACACAGACAAAAACCGAUACAAGUGUGAUGUCUGCCCUGCGCAGUUCAGCCAGAGCCGCCACCUACAGUAUCACAGGCGGACACACACGGGCGAGAAGCCAUACAAGUGCGAUGUCUGCCCUACAGAGUUCAGCACGAGUGUCCAGCUACAGUAUCACAGGCGGACACACACGGGUGCGAAGCCAUACAAGUGCGAUGUCUGCCCUGCAGAGUUCAGCCAGAGCGGGAACCUACACCAGCACAAGCGGGCACACACGGGCGAGAAGCCAUACAAGUGCGAUGUCUGCCCUGCAGAGUUCAGCAGGAGCGGGAACCUACAGCGGCACAAGCAUACACAUACGGGCGAAAAGCCGUACAAGUGCAAUGUCUGCCCUGCACAGUUCAGCACGAGUGUCCAGCUACAGUAUCACAGGCGGACACACACGGGUGAGAAGCCAUACAAGUGCGAUGUCUGCGCGGCAGGGUUCAGCCGGAGUGGGAGCCUACAGCGUCACAGCCGGACACACACGGGUGAGAAGCCAUACAAGUGUGAUGUCUGCCCUGCAGAGUUCAGCCAGAGUGGGAACCUACACCAGCACAAGAGGACACACACGGGCGAGAAGCCAUACAAGUGCGUUGUCUGCGCAGCAGGGUUCAGCCGGAGUGGGAGCCUACAGUAUCACAGGCGGACACACACGGGUGAGAAGCCAUACAAGUGCGAUGUCUGCCCUGCAGAGUUCAGACAGAGCGGGAACCUACACGAGCACAAGCUGACACACACGGGCGAGAAGCCGUACAAGUGCGAUGUCUGCCCUGCACAGUUCAGCACGAGUCUCCAGCUACGGUAUCACAGGCGGACACACACGGGUGCGAAGCCAUACAAGUGUGAUGUCUGCCCUGCAGAGUUCAGCCAGAGCGGGAACCUACACCAGCACAAGUGGACACACACGGGUGAGAAGCCGUACAAGUGCGAUGUCUGCCCUGCACAGUUCAACACGAGUGUCCACCUACAGUAUCACAGGCGGACACACACAGGCGAGAAGCCAUACAAGUGCGAUGUCUGCCCUGCAGAGUUCAGCCAGAGCGGGAACCUACUCCAGCACAAGCGUACACAUACGGGCGAAAAGCCAUACAAGUGCGAUGUCUGCCCUGCAGAGUUCAGCCAGAGCGGGAACCUACACCAGCACAAGCAUACACAUACGGGCGAAAAGCCAUACAAGUGCGAUGUCUGCCCUGCAGAGUUCAGCCAGAGCGGGAACCUACACCAGCACAAGUGGACACACACACACGGACGGGCGAGGAGCCAUACAAGUGCGAUGUUUAUCCUGCCGAGUUGAGCAAGAGCACGAAGCUGUGGAACCACAAGUGCAGGCACGAGGGCGAGAAGCCAUACAAGCGCGAUGUCUCUCCUGCAGACUUCAGCCAGAACUCAAGUACGUCUUUUUACGAGGGAAAACGCACGUGUAAGAAGCUGUACGAGUGCAGUCCCCUCUCUUGCAAAGUUCAGCCAUGGCAAUGAUCUUGCGGCACUAUGUGCAGGGGAGAAGCCAUACACAAGUGCCAUGUCUAACGUGCAGAGUCCAGCCAGAACACAAAUCUGAACAAUUAUAAAUGCGCACACACGGGCCAGAAGCCAUACAGGUGCGAGUUCUGACCUGCAGGGUCACCCACAGAACGAAUUGCGAUGUCACAAGCAGACACAUAUGACAGAGGAUCCCUACAAGUGGGAUGUGCGUCUUGCAGAGUUCAGCCACAGCGUGGGCCUGUGGCAUCACAAGUAGACACAGACAGAUA
This is a messenger RNA of Ornithodoros turicata, 2219 nucleotides long. RefSeq names its product zinc finger protein 271-like. The transcript is spliced from 2 exons. The record is from RefSeq and is a predicted model, not a curated record. NCBI's taxonomy places the organism in Eukaryota, Metazoa, Arthropoda, Arachnida, Ixodida, Argasidae. Gene Ontology annotation, cellular component: nucleus. Gene Ontology annotation, molecular function: RNA polymerase II cis-regulatory region sequence-specific DNA binding; DNA-binding transcription factor activity, RNA polymerase II-specific. Gene Ontology annotation, biological process: regulation of transcription by RNA polymerase II. The coding region runs from base 119 to 1762 and encodes 547 amino acids.